GUAUAUCAUAAGCAUAGAUCUCAAAUUGGUUCUAAUAAAUGGAUCAUUCAAGAGUGCUUGAAACAAAAAUUAACUAAUAGAGCUGAUAAUUUUAGAAAAAAAAGUAACAAAACAAAGCCAAGAAUUACACAAAAUUUGAAUAAUUAUAAUGAAUUAGAAAUAUCAAUACAACAAAAUAUUGAAAAAAUUUCUAAUGCUAAUAAAGAAAAUAUGAGUAUUAAUUUUAAGAAAGAAUUUUGUGAAAGCGAUGGUAAUAACUUAGAAGAUGAAGAUUGCAGUGGUUCUUUUUUUAGCACUUAUGCUACUCCUAAUAACUAUAUAGCUUUAGAUUCUGAUGAAUGUAUUGAUCCUACUCCUAAUGGUCAUAUUGCCUCUACUCCUAAUAGCGAUAAUAUUUUAAAACCAAGCAUGUCUAUUAAACAAACUAUUGAUAAAAUUAGUAGUCGAACACGACAAAAAGCUUAUAUAAAUUCUAAGAAAUAUAAUCAAAGUCUAGAAAGCUCCUUACCCAAACGGAUCCAAAAAGAAGAUACUCAAUUACCAUUACAAUCAACUAGUAACAAUAGAUUACAAGAAAUACAAAAUGUUAAAAUUAGCAAUAAGACUAG
This is a messenger RNA of Scutellospora calospora, 608 nucleotides long. Lineage: Eukaryota; Fungi; Glomeromycota; Glomeromycetes; Diversisporales; Gigasporaceae. The record is from the annotation of a GenBank genome assembly.